Messenger RNA from Staurois parvus, 270 nucleotides. The record is from the annotation of a GenBank genome assembly. Lineage: Eukaryota; Metazoa; Chordata; Amphibia; Anura; Ranidae.
AUCAGCUGUGUCCAAUCACAGCUGAUCACAUGGCACUCAUGAUCAGUGUGCCCUGAUGAUCAGUGUGGCCCCAGCAGUGCCACCUGUCAGUGUCCAUCAGUGCCUUAUGUCAGUGCCUCGUGCCAGUGCCCAUCAGUGCCACAUCAAUGCCACAUAUCAGUGCACACCAGUGCACAUCAAUGCCACAUAUUAGUGCCCAUCUGAGCUGCCUUUCAGUGUCACCCAUCAGUGCCAGUCAGUGCCACCUAUCAAUGCCAGUCAUUGCCACCU